AUGCUUGCCUAUCUAACUUGUGUUAAAGGUUAAUGUAAUGAAAUAACAGAUCAAAGGUAGUGUAAUGAAAAUGAACAAUGCGAAUGGGAUUAUUGGUCACCUUCAAAAUGUCAAAACAUUUGCAAUCAAUUGAAGAAUCAAAAUGAAUGCAACUUUGCAGCAAACUGUAAGUGGGUAGCAAGUUCAUCCUCAUGUUUCAUCAGAAAAUGCACAGAAGAAUUGUAAUAGGAUAGAUGUUGUCAAAUAGUUGCUUGUUCUUGGAGAAAUAACUAAUGUUGGGACUCAUCAUGUGUUACAUUGUAGGCUAGCGAGGCUGGUAAAUGUGCCAAUUCAUACUGCAUUUGGGAUCAGAAAAGAAAGCUUUGCUAUGAUAAAAAAUGCUCAGACUAUUCUAAUUAAUAUGAUUGUGAUCAAAUAUCAUUUUGUAGUUGGUUUAAAUACAAAUGCAUAGACGAUGGUAAUAACAAGAUUGAUUAUCAAAAUGGUGAAGAAUAAUGUUGA
Molecule: messenger RNA, 501 nt
Organism: Paramecium tetraurelia
Lineage: Eukaryota; Ciliophora; Oligohymenophorea; Peniculida; Parameciidae
Exons: 2
Source: RefSeq, a predicted model, not a curated record